Molecule: messenger RNA, 495 nt
Organism: Oikopleura dioica
Lineage: Eukaryota; Metazoa; Chordata; Appendicularia; Copelata; Oikopleuridae
Source: the annotation of a GenBank genome assembly
AUGAACAUGAGCGAAGAAUUGUUUGAUUCGGUUGUCAAUGAGCUCGAAAGGAAGCAUAUAUCGAGCUCCUCAAGAAAAUUUCUAAAACAAUACAAGGACGCGCUAGCUGAAGUUGCCGAAAGAAAUGAAGAUGACAACGAAGAGAACCUUCCAGCUGCUAAUAUAAAAGUACCAGUUGUUAAUAAACGAAAGAAGAGAAAUCCCAAUGAACCCACGAUCGAGGAGAACAAAUGGAUAAUCAAAGUCGAUCUGAAUGAGUUUGAAAAUGAUCCGACUGAUUUAAGCGUUGGAAUUGACUUCUCAAAGGGUCUCAUUAUCCCAAGAGGGAAAUGCGAUCAAUGGAUCACUCGGCCAGAUGGAAUGAAAAUCCACCAGAGCGGGUGGGCCAAAGAAAUCUCCGUUCCCGACAUUGUCGAAAUAAAACCUGCCCUCAAACUCGAUGGAAAAGUUCUCAUAAUUGAAUGCGAGUUAACACAAGUUAGUUAUAACUUAUAA